ACAAUUUCAGAAUCAAGUAAUGAGAAAAGAUACAGUCGCAAAGAGAAAGGUAAAGGAAAAAUGAUAUAUAGAGAUAACAGUACAGAGCGAGAAGACACAACGCAAAAAGAAACAACAAAAGAAGUUAGAAAUAGUAGUAUAAUUCCCAAGAUCAAAGCAGAAAAGGAGAUCAAAACUGAUAAUGUAAGUAAAGGAAGUGGAAAAAGAAGGUUCUCUGAAGACACCACAGAACAAGAAAAUCCAAGAAAGGAGACAAAGCAAAACCAAACUAUAGAGAAAUUGAAUAUUA
Messenger RNA from Scutellospora calospora, 289 nucleotides. The record is from the annotation of a GenBank genome assembly. Lineage: Eukaryota; Fungi; Glomeromycota; Glomeromycetes; Diversisporales; Gigasporaceae.